This is a messenger RNA of Chaetura pelagica (chimney swift), 2196 nucleotides long. It is a transcript of the gene ASAH2, whose product is annotated as N-acylsphingosine amidohydrolase (non-lysosomal ceramidase) 2. NCBI's taxonomy places the organism in Eukaryota, Metazoa, Chordata, Aves, Apodiformes, Apodidae. Gene Ontology annotation, cellular component: extracellular region. Gene Ontology annotation, molecular function: N-acylsphingosine amidohydrolase activity. The transcript has 20 exons. Bases 1 to 2196 code for a protein of 731 amino acids. The record is from RefSeq and is a predicted model, not a curated record. Gene Ontology annotation, biological process: sphingosine biosynthetic process; ceramide catabolic process; long-chain fatty acid biosynthetic process.
AUGUGUGGGAAGAGGUCCCAGUGCUCCUUCUCCCGCCUGGAAAUUAUCCUCAUUGUCUUCCUGGUCCUGAUGAUGGCAGUGACCGUGGUGCUCCUCACCCUCCACUUCCUCUCCAAAGAGAGCGAUGAUGCCACCAAUGAAAGAGCAAAGUAUUUACUGGGUGUAGGUCGAGCUGACUGCACAGGCCCCGUGGCUGAAAUUCCCCUGAUGGGCUAUGCCAACCCGAAGCAGGUGGGCAGGGGGCUUCUCACCCACCUCUACAGCAGAGCCUUCAUCGUGGCAGACCUGGAUGACGACUCCAGGAGGAUAGUGUUUGUCAGCGCUGACAUCGGGAUGGUGUCUCAGAGGCUGAGGCUGGAGGUGCUCAAGAAGCUGAGGAGUGAGUACGGAGCCCUGUACCGGCAGGACAACGUCAUCCUCAGCGGGACCCACACGCACUCGGGGCCUGGGGGCUACUUCCAGUACACCCUGUUCUGGGUCACCAGCAAAGGGCUGAUCAGACCAACCCUCAACGCCCUCGUCAACGGCAUCGUCAAGAGCAUUGCCAUCGCACACCAGAACAUGAGGAGGGGAAGGCUCUUCGUGAACAGGGGCGCUGUGGAGAACAGCCAGAUCAACCGCAGCCCUUUCUCCUACCUGCAGAAUCCAGCCUCUGAACGAAGCAGGUAUUCAUCCAACACGGAUAAGGAGAUGGUGCUGCUGAAGAUGGUAGAAGAGAAUGGACAGGAGCUGGGCCUUAUCAGCUGGUUUGCUGUGCACCCAGUCAGUAUGAACAACUCCAACCACCUGGUGAACAGCGACAACGUGGGUUACGCCUCCUACUUGUUCGAACGGGAGAAGAACAAGGGGAUGCUCCCUGGAGAGGGCCCUUUUGUCGCUGCCUUUGCCUCCUCCAACCUGGGAGACGUGUCACCCAACACCAGGGGCCCGUUCUGCGCCAACACGGGGGACUCGUGUGACAACCCCCAGAGCACCUGUCCUGUGGGGGGGGCGACGAUGUGCAUGGCCAGGGGUCCUGGUGGUGACAUGUUUGACAGCACAAGGAUCAUCGGGCAAAACAUCUACCUGAAAGCCAGGGAGCUGUAUGACCAAGCUGCCCAGGAGAUCACUGGAGGCCUCAGCUCAGCCCACCAGUGGGUGAACAUGAGUGAUGUCUGGGUGGAGCUCAAUGCCACACACACGGUUAAAACAUGUAAACCAGCCUUAGGAUACAGCUUUGCUGCUGGGACUAUUGAUGGAGUGGGAGCUUUCAACUUCACACAAGGUGCAGUAGAAGGAGACCCAUUUUGGGAUGGAAUCCGGGACCAGCUGCUGGGGGAGCCAUCCAACAGGACCAAAGCCUGCCAUGCACCCAAGCCAAUCCUCUUCAACACUGGAGAGAUGACUCGUCCACACCCCUGGCACCCUGAUGUGGUUGAUGUCCAGCUUGCUGCCAUCGGGUCCCUGGCUAUUGUUGCUGUUCCUGGAGAGUUCACGACCAUGUCUGGACGCAGGCUACGGGAAGCCGUUAAAAAAGAAUUUGAUUCUCAUGCUAAACCAGGAAUGGAGGUGGUAAUUGCAGGCCUGUGCAAUGUCUACACCCAUUACAUCACCACCUAUGAAGAAUACCAGGCUCAACGCUACGAGGCUGCAUCAACUAUCUAUGGACCACACACCCUUUCUGCUUAUAUCCAGCUCUUUAGAGGCCUUGCAAGGGCUCUUGCUACGGACACAGCUCAGGACCUGCCUCGUGGCCCGGAGCCCCCACUUUUCAGCAUUGGCAACCUGACCCUGGUGCCUGCCCUCGUGGCCGACCGGGCGCCAGCAGGCAGGGCAUUCGGGGACGUGCUGCGGGACGUGAGACACCAGUACCCAGUGGGAGAAGUCGCUGAAGUAACUUUUGUAGGUGCCAACCCCAGGAACUCGGCAGAGAACGGGACUGAGCACAACUUCCUGACAGUGGAGAGACACACCAGCCCUGCAGAUGACUGGCAGGUGGUACAGAACGAUGCCUCCUGGGACACCAGGUUUUACUGGACCAAAGGAAUAUUUGGGCAGAGCAAAGUGACCAUUGAGUGGCACAUCCCCCAGGACACAGAGCUGGGUGUCUACAGGAUCCGGUACUUUGGGCACUACAGGAAAAAACUGUCCCCCAGCCAGGCUGUCUCUGUUCCAUUUGAAGGCACCUCUUCAGCAUUCGAAGUCACAGCUCUGUAG